Erinaceus europaeus (western European hedgehog) is the source of this 1275-nucleotide messenger RNA. RefSeq lists its product as uncharacterized. NCBI's taxonomy places the organism in Eukaryota, Metazoa, Chordata, Mammalia, Eulipotyphla, Erinaceidae. The record is from RefSeq and is a predicted model, not a curated record. Bases 1 to 702 code for a protein of 233 amino acids. The transcript has 6 exons.
AUGGUGCCGCCACCGCCGCCGUGCUCCGGCUCCGCUCCGGCCGCGGCUAGGGCUCAGCCGUGCAGCCUCUGGGCUCCCAGAGCGGGGUGGGGCGGGGCGGACGGAGAGGCCGGGCGGUGGGCCCCGGCGGGAACAAACAGCCGUAGCAGCGGGAGUCGGGCUCCUCGGGUGGCGGGAGGCGGGUCCUCCUCUUCCCUGCAGACGCCGCACCCCCGCCCCCGGCUCCCCGGAGCGGCUGCCCUGCACGCACUUGGCCUCUGGAAGUUGCGGUUCAAGAGGACGCGCGUCCUAGCCGAGCGCAGCGGCGACAGCCCACACGGGUCCUCUACUCCCGAGACGGCGCCCAGGCCGGCGGAGCUGCAGCCCGGCGAGAGCGGGGGCAGCGGCGGGAGACGCGGGACCCUGGCUCCGGGCCCCAUUGGCUUCCGGACCCCAAGGGAGACGCGAACUGUAGUCACCGCCAGGAGAAAACUUGGUGCUGCGGGCCUCUGUCCUCGGAGAGUGGCUUCAAACUACAGCCAACCCAGCCUCUUAGAAAAUCUUGGGAUUGCAUUUGUGACACCACAGGAACUUGCCAGUGCCUUGGCUAACCUGAGCUUCUACUUCCUGAGAUGGCAUCCAUGCCUGCAACCUUCAGGAAACAGGAGGCUUCAGGCUUACAGGAUUGGUAACACUCUCACUGUUUGUUCAGGGGCCAGAUGAUGUGUGCACUCAUAUUACCAUGCACUAGGACCUGGGUUCUAGCUCCAAGUUCCCACCCACAGUAGAGGAAUCUUCAUGUGCACUGGAGCAGUGCUGCAGAGUGAAGACCAGGAUACAGAACAGACACAGGAUGGAAGUGACAAGUGCCUAGGUUUCCCAGAUCCAGAGGUCAAAACAUCUGAUGUGCAAAACUUCCCUCAACUGAAACAAGGAAGCAAGCAAACUAAACGAUGUGGAAUCUACAAAGCAGAGAAUCCAACAGAAUAGAGAUGGAGGGAAUUCGAAAGGAUUCAGCGAAGGGAGAUUGCAGACUCACUUCUGUGCAGCAGACAUGGAAAGCAAUCAGAGUUUGUGUUUUAAAAAUGUCAAAUUUUCUUUUAUUUGGUAGCAUCAUAAGUACUGCCGACUGUGUGCUGGAUUCUGCACCGCACUUUUGAGAUCAUUACAGAUGCAAAUAUAAGAUGGGUUUUGCCCUCACAGGUCUCACUGUCUGGAAAGCUUUGUUGUAGAGUGCCAUAAGAAUGUUAACACUUAGGUAGAUGUUGAAGAAAUAAAACAAAAGACCUAUUCCAA